Messenger RNA from Trichophyton benhamiae CBS 112371, 3747 nucleotides. RefSeq lists its product as uncharacterized. The record is from RefSeq and is a predicted model, not a curated record. NCBI's taxonomy places the organism in Eukaryota, Fungi, Ascomycota, Eurotiomycetes, Onygenales, Arthrodermataceae. The transcript has 4 exons. Bases 1 to 3747 code for a protein of 1248 amino acids.
AUGAGAGAAGUAGCUAUUUGUGAACCUAAGCUUUCAGAACUAUCUGCGAUUGAUAGCCGGAUCAAUUUACUCAAGAAGAGCCUAGGGUUUCUUCUACCGAACCGGAACUCCCAAUGGCUCAAGGAAGCUACGAAGAUUAUAUCCGACCGCAUUAAACCACGUCAGCACUCAUUUUGCGCCCUGGCUGUUUCCAUUGAAGGAUUAGAGGGAUAUACUAUCCCAGCGGAUUGCCUUUUUUUUACGGUGUCCCAAUGUAGCGUUAUUGUCCUGAGCAUGGAUAAAUACCGAUUUAACCUCAUAGAUAUCCCCCUGGCCUCUAUAAAGGGCACAGAAGCAAAGGGCAAUAAACUGAGAAUCAUCCUUAGGCAAAGGUGUUACUUGGUGGUGAAUGGAGUCGAACAAUAUUCGAAUAACAUCCUCGUUGGGAUGGAAACUCCUCAUCAUGUGGAAGCAGCAAUAAAGGCUGUCAGAAAUAUAAUAGAGUUAACCACCAGAGACAAUGAGACACCCCUAUAUAAACGGGCGAAGGAAGGGGCAAUGGCGAUUAUUGCUUUCCAGGAUUGUGUUAAUGACUUUGAACCAGAAGCUCCUAUCGGCCUCCAUAUAUCUAUCCAUGCGGACAGCGACCAUGAUGCUGGAUGCAUGCGGUGGCAAGAAUCCCAGCGACAACCCUCUUCUUCUGCCAUAAUUGAACUUCCAACCGGCGAGGAGGUUCUAUCCGCGUCACAAUUAUCCUUGCAAUCCAGCCAUCGUCUACAAUCUCAGCCGCUCCAUCAGCAACCACGAGAACAGUGCGUUUCUAAUCAGACUGGAGGCACACCCGCAACUGGAGGUGUGUCUCCUACAAAUGAGAACCAGCUGCAAACACUGAGCGCUUCGCCACAUUCUGUAAACCAGCCUUCCAAGCAAGUAACUUCUCAAGCUCCUACUACUGCAAAUCAUGUCGAAGUCUUGCAAACUUCACCAAUCUCGUCGAUUUCGCCAACUUCAAAUGUUGAGGAGGUCGGAGAGGUGGACCGUGCGGCGGGGGUGUCGAAUGACUUGCCUAAUCUGGCAAAACAGGCACUUCUACUUCAACCUCAACUUCUGAACCCCAGCUUGCAAACAACACAGAAGGAGACGAGAGAUACACCGUGUCUCGAAGACGCAGCAUGCGGAAAGUUGACAUUGGCAGCUGAGAAGCUCACGGCAAUCGUACCUGACUCGCAACCUGUGGCUGAAGCGGUAGAUACCAUGGCAGGUUCCGGGCCCUUCAAAUCACCCCAGGAGACUGAAAAGGCCACAGGCGAAUCCGGUUCGGCUAAUAACUCUCGUUUAAAGCGACCUACACAUAAGCUAUGCGGUUCAUCUUCGAAGAAAGCAGACCUCGACUGGGAUGAAGGCCUUCGCGUGGAACCAGAUAUUUCCCUACCACAUCCAGAGGCUUCUGCGACCGCAAAGAAUGCUAAAGAGGCGCCACAAGAUAUUGAGAAAACAGGAACCAAGGGGAGGAAGAAACCAAAUCCUAGGGCCAAACAAAAGAUCAAACCGCUAGAAUUGACGUCCCAGACUGGCAACGCCCUAAAAGAAAACAAAAGAAACAGCCAGGUUACUAAGACCUUGACCUCUGCCCGCCCACCCCGGAAUGCUGCUGAAGUGGCCAACAAAAAGAUGGCCCUUGCGGCUGAGCGGGAAACUGCUCUUGAAGAUCUUGCAGAACAUAUUCAAAUUGAUGAUCAAUCCAUACCACAAGCAGGCCCACCUCCGCCAAAGCGUGACUCUAUCGCUACGGCAAAGCCGUUAACUAAUGACUCGAGUGAUCUUUCAGGAGUAGCUUUACACUGCGGUAAAGAUGCUGUGGUGGAAACUCCAUGUGUGGCUCCAGAACCUUUAGGAAAGCAAGUCACACAAGCUCAGAAAACCAAGGCAACUGGACUUGAUACCAGAAAUGACUCUGUGAUAGAUCUAUGCAGUGAUAGCUCUCAGGAUGAGGAUACCGGCCAAACAAGACAAAGUAACACCAAAGCAACGUCAGGGGUGGACUUACCGACAAAAGCAGCAGAUUGCGUUUCAGAAGCAGCUGCCCUGCGUAAUAAGCCUCAGUCUAUAGCAAAGAAGCAUGCGACUACCAGAGCAUGCAUAGGACCUGCGCCUGUUAAGGAAAGACGAACAACCAAACUUUCGGAAAACAAAGAAGGUGCAGGCACUACACUAAACCUAGUAAGUCAGAGGAAGCGAGAAACUGGUAAUCCUUCUCAAGUUUCCAAAAAUGUGUGUGAGUUCAUGUCUCGCAACCAAUUGUCAGCGCAGAAACCGAUUAUCGCAUCGAACGCUCGCAAAUCGGGUCUAGAGAAGUCGAAGAAUCAAGGAAAACCGACCUCAAAGUACGAUGAGGUUAAUUCCAGUACUUUACCUUUGCAAAAGGGUAAUCGAACUGCAAAUGUAGUGCAGACAAGAAUACCUCCAAUGACAAUAACAAGGCAUGAACAGCAAAAACCCACACGGUCCGUUAAGUUUGACUUGGGAGUAAACCAUACUCCUACAUCUAGCACUGGGCCAUCAGAUAAUGCGAAUGCUAUCGAUGGUAAAGCCGUACUGCCUUCAACAACAAGGAAGGACGGUGGCUCGUCACUGUCACGCUUAACAAAUUAUGAUGCUCCUAUGGCCUCAGAAAAUACUGAGGAUGAAGACGAAGAGCAGACCUCCAGUUCGUUGGAUGAGUUCCCGAAGUACACUUCAGUACGCCCGAAACAGAUUGGCUGGCAGUCUCGAACGGUUGACGAAAACGGAAGCCCAAUACCACGGCUGCAACAUGCCAGAAAAAAUUAUAGCCAGCGUGUCCUUGGAGUGCUAGAUGAAACAGAUAAACCAAAAGUGCCCCCUCACGCAGAUAUGCCACCUGCAAUCUCGGAGCACUCUCAACUUCAAAGAAUGACUACCUUCAAUCCAUCUGCCUAUAGUAAUUCGAAGACGAGCACCAACAGAGACAUAGCUGGCAGGCAUUCAUUUCAAUCAUCAAAUAUGUUUGCACCGGGGGAGAGGCAUGGCCACCGGUAUCGUUAUAUGAAAGCAAAUGAUCUAUGCGAUGAUCAGAAGGAACCCUGUGGAAAAUUUGGGGGCCGGAAUAAAUCCGCUACAUCAUCGUAUAAGAAGUCAUUUGAUUCGAUGCAGCGGUUGAAGGCUCAUCAAACCAAUUCAAUACCACGAACCAUGGGUAAGAGACACCAUAUGAUAGAUGUGAGAGACUCGAAGCCAUUCAAGGUCAUAGAGCAUAACGAAGAUGCCGUAAACACAGGGGCAGAGACUGAUGACGAAUGUUCUCCCCCGCGAUAUCCACCGGAGUCCUCGGAAUAUGUAGAAUCCCAAGGGCAUGAGUGGGAGAAACAAUUGCGGGACAACUACAAAGGGGGGAGAGAUAUUCUGAGUGAUACGAGUAAACAACUCUCCCGCAAGUUAUGGGAGAGUGAAAAUAGAUUAUACAAAUCGGUGGACAUUUACCGAGUUGGCUGUACUAGGAUGAUCGAUCAGCUGAAGGAAAUCCAGUCAGAAAAGCUUGACCAAAGUGAAAACGCUCUCAGGCCAAUCAAGAAAAGGGUUUUAAGGGUAUUUGAGAAUUUCUCUAAAAGAUUAGAGAAUGAUCUUGAGUCUAUUCACAAGGCAUCCUCAACUCUCCCUACCACUGCUAACAGAGGUCAACGGCUUAACAACGAUAUUAAUUCGGCGAUUGAUGAAUACAAGUCAAGACUAAUUAGGUCAACAAACGUUUAG